This is a messenger RNA of Arachis ipaensis, 1317 nucleotides long. NCBI's taxonomy places the organism in Eukaryota, Viridiplantae, Streptophyta, Magnoliopsida, Fabales, Fabaceae. The record is from RefSeq and is a predicted model, not a curated record.
AUGAUAAAAGAGGCAGAGUUGAUAAAGAAUUUCAGAGACAUGAACCUACAAGUCACCCUCGCUCCAAAAAGCAUACGUCUGAACCACCUAACAGUGACAAGUCAAUUCAAAGAACAAAUAACUAAGGCGCAGAGUUCCGAUCCCGAUUUUCAAGAAACCCUGAGCCUUGUCAAAGAAGGAAAAUUGAAAGGCUUCAUCGAAGGAGAGGACAAGGUGUGGAGAUACCAAGGUCGAAUCUGUGUCCCAAAGGAAGGCGAUCUUCAAAGCAAGAUUGCGGAAGAAGCCCACAAAAGAGAUUUUACCAUUCAUCCUGGCAUGACAAAGAUGUACCAUGAUUUGAAAAAGAUGUUCUGGUGGCCAGGAAUGAAAAGAGAUUUAGCUACGAUCGUGAAUAAAUGUCUGGUUUGUCAGAAGGUAAAAAUUGAACAUCAGAAACCAUCAGGGGUAUUGCAACCCCUUGGCAUCCCAGAGUGGAAAUGGGAGGACAUAUCGAUGGAUUUCGUCAUGGGACUACCUCGUACUCAAACAGGGCGUGACGCUAUAUGGGUCAUCGUGGACCGACUUACAAAGACUGCCCAUUUUCUACCAGUCAAGGCGACCGACUCAUUGGAAAGACUAGCCACGCUAUAUAUCAAAGAGAUCGUGAGACCAGGAAAGUGGGAGAGUCACCUACCACUGAUCGAGUUUGCUUAUAACAACAGUUACCGUGGUCGCAUCGGGAUGGCACCAUAUGAGGCACUGUACGGGCGAAGAUGCCAAUCUCCUUUAUGUUGGUACGGACCAGAAGAUAAAGGCUACUUAGGACCGGAGUUAGUUCUCACUCCCUUUCCUUUUCCCAUACUAUCUCCAGAGGAACAUGGCACAGCGGAUAGAGACGACGCAGUGCCCCUGAGGGUAACUUCUGAGUAUGACCCCUCGAAGCACGCGUGGGUAGUUGCGACCACUACUACCGUGCUCCAAACUAUCUACUUAGGUCGAGAACUCGUAGAAGAAGAACCCCAGCUGCCCGUCAUAACCUUCCUAGAUAGGGACGCUUCAACAUCUAGGAAGCGGUCAUCCAAGGUGGUACACCUUGAGUCCGACCCCGAGACCGAGGAAGAGAAAUCCGACAACCCUGGCCAGAAGGAAGACACCAUGGAGGAGGACCCAGAGGAGAAGUUGAACCCUGGUGGAAGUCCAAAGGUGGAAUACGUGCCCUACUCCCCCAUUUCGGCACCCCGUCGAGUUUUGGUUCAUCCCACGCAACGGAACCGGGUCUUCACUGCGCGAAAGGGUGUUGGAGGGAGACCCCUGGUACCUCGAUUCAUAAAUAACUGA